CCAGGUUUAAUGGCGCUGCCGCCGCCCUCCUGAGCGCAGAUUGGCUAGCCCUGUGGCCAUGGCAGAGGGGUGAGGCACCCGCCUCAGGCGACCCCCGUUCAGGAGCUCCAGAGACCACUGAGCUGUGGAACUCUGCCAGUGCCUUACCAGCAUGGAGUGCUUCCUUAGGAGAGUGGAAAAAGACCUGAAUAUUGACCACCGGCAGCUCACUGCUGCUGUUGAGGGGACCCAUCUCAUUGCCUUUGUCCCGGUGAGGUGGCUAGUGAGCCUGAAGGAGCGCAAGGUGCUGCCCACUCUGUGCCCCCGGCCUGAGGGGCUGAGUGAGGUGGAGGUGAGGACGUUCCUUCAGCACUCUGUGCAGAAGCUGCCUGCUGGCUGGACGAGAGUGGAAAUCCAUGGUCUGAGGAAAGAGAGGUUGGCUUAUCCACUGACUCUGCACGACAGUGCGCAGGACGAUCGGAACGGGCGCUUGGAAACACUCCAUGGGUUCAUGCAGAAUGUUGCUUCCCAGAAUUAUAGAAACUUGUGGCGUAGAGCUCACCGCCUGUAUGUGCAGCCGUACUGUCAUGCUCACACACCGCCCACAGUGCUGGCCCUGGACCUGCUCAGAGUGGCUCUUCAGAAGAUCUAUGGCUGCCCUUUUCUCCAGGUGGGUAGGAGCGUCCAGUAUGCCUCUACUGGCAAAGACUGUUCUACAGCCACAAAGGGGAUGUCCUCCUGCCCAAACAUCCUCCAAGCAGAAGCUCUUCUGGAGUCAGCCAACAUGCUAUACAUCAUCUAUCCAUAUGUGCAGUAUUGCUUGCAUGACAUUGUGACCUUCAGCCCUGCGAAGCUCACCAACAGCCAUGCCAAGGUCCUUUUCAUCCUCUUCCAUGUCCUGCAGGCCAUGAGGGCCUGUCACCAAGCGGGGCUGGCAUGUGGUCCCGUCUCCCUUCGUGAUGUGGCAGUUGAUGAGAAGCUGUGCAGCCAGCUCAGAAUUAACCUCCGCGAGUAUGAGAAACUGGAGGAGGAAGAGAGGGAUCUGAGAGCUGAUGAAGAACAAAGGGCUGAGAAAAGCAGGGCUGUGGAGUGGACUGGGAAGGAGGGUAGGCGCAUAGCUUGCCAGGAGGAGCUCAGGGGCCUUGUGCUGGAUUGGGUGCAUGGGCGAGUCAGUAACUUCCACUACCUUAUGCAGCUGAAUCGUCUGUCUGGACGGAGAAUGGGAGACCCCAACUACCACCCAGUUCUCCCCUGGGUGGUGGAUUUCACCACCAAAAAUGGCAAGUUCAGAGACCUAAGAAAAUCCAAGUUCCGCCUCAAUAAAGGAGACAAGCAGUUGGACUUCACCUAUGAGAUGACCAAGCAGGCAUUUGCAGCUGGAGGAUCAAGUGGAGAACAGCUCCAUGUGCCCCACCACAUCUCCGAUGUCCUCUCAGACAUCACCUACUAUGUCUACACUGCCCGGAGGACACCCAAGGCUGUGCUCUGCUGUCAUGUGAGAUCGCAAUGGGAGCCGAACGAAUACCCAGCCAGCAUGGAGCGCAUGCAGAGCUGGACUCCAGAUGAGUGUAUCCCUGAGUUCUACACAGACCCCACCAUCUUUAAAUCCAUUCAUUCUGACAUGCCUGACCUGGAUGUGCCAUCCUGGUGCAACUCCUAUGAAGAGUUCAUUGAAGUCCAUCGCAUGCUGCUGGAGAGCGGAGAGGUCUCUCAGGAUCUCCACCACUGGAUUGACCUCACUUUUGGCUACAAGCUGCUGGGGAAGGAUGCUGUCAAAGAGAAAAACGUCUGCCUCCAUCUGGUAGACAACCACACCCAUCUGACCAGCUAUGGAGUGGUGCAGCUCUUUGACCAGCCACAUCCCAGACGCAUGGUGGGACUUGCAUACGUUCCUGCUGAAGCUCCAGUCAUUGCUCGACCUCUCAUCCAGAAUGCCAGAGAGACAAUAGUCCUAGAGGAUGUCCAGGGUCAGAUGGGUGAUGGAGUUAAUGGGCUGGUCUUGGAAGCCACACCUUGUGAAACCAGCUGGUCUGGUGAAAAAUCCAUCAGCGGUGAGGAUGAUUUGGAGCAAGGCACUGAAGCUCUGGAUUCCAUUCCUGCAGCUGGCAGAGCCGCUGACCAGCCCUGUCCCUGCACGCCUUCAGCUCAGCCCUCCAACCUCCCUGCCUACGCUACAGAAGGCAAAACCUCAAGUGUCCGGCCUAAUCGAAGGAGUAAGUCUGGUGUGGCUCAAGUGGAAAGGGACAAGAUGAAGAUUAUGCUUCCUGAGGGUUUUAAUCCUGUCCAGGCCCUGGAGGAGCUGGAAAAACUGGACAACUUCUUGGUUAAAGGCUUAAACAGUGAGAUGGAGCUGAUGGAGCAGCCGCUGAUGGAGCUGCCGCUGGGCCUCUCAGAUCUUUUCCAGAGAGACAUGCAGGCACUGGGAGUUCUGAUAGCUGAGGUUGUGUUUGCGCCAAGGGUACGCACCCUGAAGCCAGACGCAUCUCUGCUGGAGCGGUUCCUGACCAUUCGGAAUCUUUGCCAGUAUCACCCGAAGGAGAUCCCAGCCCCACUCCAGCACAUGCUGGAUACUUUGCUGCAGCUGAACAUGCCUGAGGGGAGACUUCUAAAGAACAAGGUGGCCAAGGACCGAGUCCAGCUUUUUGAGUACAACCCUGUUUCCCAGGGUCUCCCACCACCCAGCCCCUCGCAGUUCCUUAGCCCUUUCAGCUCAGUUGUUCCCUUCCCUCCAUAUUUCCCAUCUCUGCACAAAUUCAUUUUCACCUACCAGUCAAAGAAAGUGGAGGAUGAGUGUCAAGGCCGUGAGCUUGUUUUCCAGCUGUGCCAGCAACUGGAGGGGAUCCUCUGUGAAAUCACUCCUGAAGGCCUGGAGAUCCUGCUGCCCUUCAUCUUAUCUCUGAUGUCGGAGGAGAACACUGCAGUCUAUACAGCCUGGUACCUGUUUGAACCCAUAGCUAAAGCCUUGGGCCCCAAGAAUGCAAACAAAUACCUGCUCAAGCCCUUGAUUGGUGCAUAUGAGAAUCCCUGCUGCCUCCAUGGCCGGUUUUACCUGUACACAGACUGCUUUGUGGCUCAGUUAAUGGUGCGUCUGGGGCUGCAGUCCUUCCUCUCUAAUCUGCUGGCUCACAUCCUGCAGAUCCUUGUUGGCGUUGAGAGCUCCCAGGAAGAAAGUAAGUCCCUUCUGGGAACGGCAGAAGAUGAGGAGAGUGGAGGAGGCAGUCCAGUUUCCUGUGCGUUUGGGGAAGAGAUCAAAAUGGAUGUGGAUCAUGGUUCCACGGCACUCGACCUUUUGGAUUACAUGUCUGGAGUCAGCUUCCACGACCAGGCCUAUCUACCAGAGAACGAGGAUUUCCAGAGUGGCCUCUAUGUCAGUGAGUCUCUGCAGCGUCAGGAGCAGGAAUUGCUUAGCCUCGGGCAGCUGAGUGACAAAAGCAGUGCCAGUGAAGUGUCGCUGGGAGAGGACAGACCUGCAGAUGGGGAUUCCCAGAAGGACAGGAGUAGCCUGAAGUCUGUGGACAGCAGUCAGGACCUGAAGCAGAGUGAAGACUCUGAAGAGGAAGAGGUGGAGGUGGAGGAGGAGGAGGCCACAGUUGCUACAGAGCUUACCCUGUCAGGUGGCACUGGUGCUUCCAUGGAUGCUGCCCUGGCUGAUGAUCACAGUGAGCCAGAGGAGGGGGAUGAGCAGGAGCUGCAUGACCACUCUGAAGAUAAAGAGCAGACGAUUCUCCUGGACACGGCCUGUAAGAUGGUGAGGUGGCUCUCGGCCAAACUGGGCCCUACUGUGACAUCUCGUUACAUUGCUAGGAACCUGCUCCGUCUCCUCACAUCCUGCUAUAUUGGUCCUACCAGACAGCAGUUUGUACCAAGCAAUGAGGAGAACAGUCCCCUGAAUGCCGGAAACAUCUACCAGAAGCGACCAGUGCUGGGGGACCAGGUGUCCAAGCCGGUCCUGGCCUGUCUCCUAUAUAUGGCAUACCUGUAUGGAGAGCCUGUUCUGACCUAUCAGUACCUGCCCUACAUCAGCUACCUGGUUGCCCCUAGCAGUGGGGUUGGCUCUGGCCGACUAAACAGCAGGAAGGAGGCUGGGCUGCUGGCAGCUGUGACUCUGACCCAGAAGAUAAUCGUAUGCCUUUCAGAUACCACCCUGAUGGACAUUCUCCCCAAGAUCAGCCAGGAUGUCCUGCUCCCAGUACUGGGCUUCCUGACCUCACCUGCCAUUGGUUUCCCUAGUGGUGCCCAGGCCCGCACUGUCUUGUGUGUUAAGACCAUCAGUUUAAUUGCCCUGAUCUGCCUGCGGAUUGGGCAGGAGAUGGUGCAGCAGCACUUGAGUGACACUGUAGGAACCUUCUUUGGGGCUUUCUCGCUGCUGCAGGAACUGCAAGAGCAGGGUCUGUCUUCAGAGUCACUGAGCCCUGGUGAGAUGCCUGAGCUGGAGGUGUCCUUCUCAGAUGGGAGAGUGCUGCCCCUGGGCCCCGCCACGCUGGCAGAGUUACAGAAAGUUUUUAGCCCAGAGAUGGCCUACACCACCUAUGUCCCCUUCUCUUGCCUGCUAGGUGAUGUUAUCCGGAUGAUUGUCCCUAACCACUUGCUGGUUGGGAGACUGGCCAACUUGUACCUGGAGAGCGUGAACCCAAAGAGCCUGCCUUUGGUCAGUCAGGAGCCAGCACUGGGUACAGCCUGCUUGGACCAGGAUGCCCGAGGCAGUGAACCCAGUUCCGAACACCAUGAAGACAGUCACUCGGGCACCUUUGGGAGCAUGCUGGUGGGAAACCGCAUUCAAGUCCCUGCGGACACACAGCAUGCGAGUUCUGGCUCGCUCUGCUUCAGCCCCAGAGCUGAUGGUUUUUGCCCCUCUUCUGCCAGUGAGAAUGUCCUGAAGCAGGAUCUGCCCCGCAGUGCUCACAUGCUAUGUGGGAACUGGCUGGCCUACUGGCAGUACGAGAUCGGGGUAAGCCAGCAUGACCCCCGCUUCCACUUCCACCAGAUCAAACUGCAGAGCUUCUUGGGGCACACGGGGGCCAUCAAGUGUGUGGCACCACUCAGCUGUGAGGACUUCUUCCUGAGUGGCAGCAAAGAUAAAACUGUCUGCCUCUGGCCCCUCUACAACUCUGGGGAUGGCACCAGCGAGACGGAGCCACGGCUCACGUAUGCUCAGCACAAGAAAUCUGUCUUCUACGUGAGCCAGCUGGAGGGCCCACAGCAGGUGGUGAGCUGCGAUGGUACUGUUCAUGUCUGGGACCAGUUCACAGGUAAACUUCUCCGGACCUUUGAUGCAUUGGACAGCAAAGUUCCCAUCACUGCCGUGACCACCAUGCCCUCUCCCCACAGCAGCAUCUCUGUGGCCAGUGCAGACUCUGUGCUGCGCUUCAUUGACCACAGGAAGCCAGGAUUACAGCACGAGUUCCGCCUGGCCAGUGGCGUGAGCGCUGGGCUAAUCCGCUGCUUGGCUGUCAGUCCCAGCGGGCGCAGUGUAAUGGCUGGCUUCUCAUCUGGAUUUAUUGUGCUGUUGGACACCAGGACUGGGCUCAUCUUGAGGGGGUGGCCAGCCCAUGAGGGAGACAUCCUGCAGAUAAAGGCUGCAGAGGGCAGUGUGCUAAUCAGCUCAUCUUCUGAUCACUCCCUGACUGUCUGGAAGGAACUGGAGCAGAAGCCUUUGCAUCAGUAUAAAUCUGCUUCUGACCCCAUCCAUGCCUUUGACCUCUACGGCAGUGAAGUGGUGACCGGCACUGUGGCCAACAAGAUUGGCGUCUACUCCAUGCUGGAGUCAUCAGCCUUCCCCACCACCACGACCAAAUUGAGCUCAGAGAACUUCCGGGGCACCCUGACCAGCCUGGCUGUGUUGCCCACUAAAUGUCAUCUCCUCUUGGGUUCUGAUAAUGGAGUGAUACGUCUCCUGGCAUAGUGGCCUCCAUGGCCUAUCUGCCUGGUGCCCUGUGCAGUCAGUUCCACUAGCUCUGGUAGUAGCACGUAAGGCCAAUAUCUUCGCUCAUGGGGGAAAGGAGGUGAGGUAUUUCUCCGGGAUACAAGAUACAGGGGAGCAUACUUGUUAAGGAGUUCUCAGUAAAUCAUCCCCAACCCCUGCCUGCAUUUGAAAAAGCCAUAAUGGAGGAACCUCCACUGCUACUGGGAGAAAUCUGGGCAUUGCAGGGCAGCAUCAGCCCCCUGCAAGAGGCCUGGAGCCUUCCACACCGUGUGUGCCUGACUCGCCCGGGACUGAGCUGCUCUCGAGAGAAGGGUAGACUCUGGGUGUUCUCCCGCCUCCCUCCAGCACAGGAGUGAGAGGAAGCGCUUGGUAAGAGAAACACAGCUGCUGCCCUCCACACUCUAUCCCAGAAUUGCUGGAAAGUCACAAAGGGGUGGGGCCAGCUGAGCCUGGGAACUGCCUGGUUUUGGGCAUGCUCGCCUAUGGGGCCUGUAGGGCACUGAGCUAUUUGGUUGUCCUGGAAGGUGAGGGCUGAAGGGACACGGGUUCUUUUUCUCAGUUUGUUUUAUAGUCUGCUGCAGUCCUAUUAACAACCCCACCCCUGCCAUGGCAUCCAUCUGGGAACCCUUCCCAGCACCCACUGUGGCUUCUCGUUGAUCCUAGGGCAGUGGCGGGUAGCCAAGCCAGCCAUUUACCCCCUCUUUGAGGGUGGGAAUGUGCCUGCAGAGGGGUGGGGCAGCCCCAGCUGCCAGGGAAGGCAAGAACUAGAUCUGUCUGGGGGGUUUCAGGCUCCCAGCCAGGCCCUCUGCCCCGAAUCUCUGCGUGCUCCUGGAGUGGGGGGGGAAUGUACCUCUUUCCCUAGCUCCUGUCCCAGAAGAGGCAGAUCCAUGUUCCCCGUGAUGGCAGGGAGGGGAUUUCUUUUGUGUGCUCUGGAAUGAGGCUGUUGGCUGCUCCUUUCGAAGGCGGGGCCCCCUCUGAGCUGGGUGGAGUUCAGGCUCACGGAGGAGGGUAGCUUGAGCCCCUCUUUGCUGUCAUACCUCACACUCUACCCUACAGGUUUAGGACAGCGAGGGGCAGGACCCAGCAUGCCUUGCACCCGCAAAGUGCUGCCCUCUGCCCCAGAACUCCGUGGCUAGAACAGCCCUCUCCAGGCAGCAGUGCUUGAGUUGUGUCUGGGGGGGAAGAGGGCAUUCCCUGGGCCCAUCAGUGAGGGUAGCUGCCUGUCCAUACCCCAUGGCUUCGUUCUCCUGCAGGCUCCCUCUCAGUCUCUUGAGCUACUCUGAGACUUUGCAGAAUGGUGCUGAGGAGUUGGGAGCCUGAUGAGAGGGGCCUGGCCUGAGAUUAACACUCCACCUGGUGGAGGUGGAGGGAAGGAGACUGGGCAACUCCUGCUGGCUCUGGGUGGAGCUUAGAGACUGUGGGGAAGGGCUGUCAUCCUGCCCAGGUGGGAGUCCCGGGGCUACCCACUGCUGGUGGGGGGUGGGGUCUCUACUUCCCACUGCCCUAUGCUUGCAGAUGGAGGGUGGGGGAGAUGAGCACUUAGUCCCUUGCUCUCCCUCCAUUUGGGGAGGGGAGGGGAGCUCUGUCCUUUGUUGCCUAUUAACCAUUUGCAAUAGAUGUAAUAUUAAUUCCAAUAAACCCUUUGAACGAGAC
This is a messenger RNA of Gopherus evgoodei (Goodes thornscrub tortoise), 7555 nucleotides long. It is a transcript of the gene WDR81, whose product is annotated as WD repeat domain 81. Gene Ontology annotation, molecular function: protein binding; phosphatidylinositol 3-kinase regulator activity. Gene Ontology annotation, biological process: aggrephagy. The coding region runs from base 152 to 5881 and encodes 1909 amino acids. NCBI's taxonomy places the organism in Eukaryota, Metazoa, Chordata, Testudines, Testudinidae. The record is from RefSeq and is a predicted model, not a curated record. Gene Ontology annotation, cellular component: mitochondrion. The transcript has 11 exons.